AUGUCAGAGGUCCUCACUGUAGAUGCUAUUUUGUUUGGGCUCUUGGUCUUCUCUGGCAUUCUGGGGAAUAUCUUGGUCAUCCAUGUGGUGUUUCAGUCAGCCAUUGAGAGUCCAUCUCGGAGACUCCCUGCCUCUGACACUAUUCUGGUGCACCUGUCACUGGCCAACCUGCUGACCUCGCUAUUCCGCACAGUGCCCAUCUUUGUGUCAGACCUGGGCUUGAAUGUGUCUCUGUCUCCAGGCUGGUGCAGAGUCUUCAUGCUGCUCUGGGUUUGGUGGCGAGCUGUGGGCUGUUGGGUGACUCUAGCGCUUAGUGUCUUCCACUGCACUACCCUGAGGCGACAGCAUCUGAGCUUUGGACCUCUUGCACAACAGAGGGAGAGGCGGCGCGUUUGGAUGGUUCUGGGGCUGGUGUGGGGGGCAAACCUGGUCUUCUCAGUUCCAGCUCUGGUCUAUAGCACCCAUGUUCACGGCAACUCCACGGUGGAACUGAUGGUGAUCAGCUGCACCACCAGGCCUCUGCUGGGCUGUAUCUGGGAGUUCCCCUCCAACCAGCAGGGCUCAGCCUUUGCCUCCACCUCGCUGGCACUUAAUGAGGUGUUGCCACUGGUGCUGAUGGUUUGCACCAACCUGGCCACGCUUCAUGCACUCGCAAAACACAUCCGAGCUGUUACCUCAGGUGGAGAGUCAGGAACAACCCACGGGGAGCUGGAGAAACACGUUUCCAGUGAACGCAAAGCAGCUCAUGUAAUCAUGUCACUAGUGUCGCUCUUUGUGGUCUGCUGGGCACUACAGGUUGCUGCGGUGACAUAUUACAACCAUGAUGGGGGACACCAUGCUGAAGGACUGCUGACUGUGGCCCACUUCUCUGCCUCACUCUUUGUAGGAUUCAGUCCGAUGGUGGUGGCCCUGGGACAUGGCAAACUGAGGAGGAGAAUCAUGAGUAUGAUACUGGGAUGGUCUAAAUAUCUUAAAUGUCAUAGUGAGGACCCUGAAGAGGAGGGUAAAUCCCCAAAGACUAAAGGAAAGAAGGCCAAACAAACCAUUUUUAUUGUUCAACAGGACAGGAAGGUCAUAAUAGUGAAGGAGAAAGUUAAAGCAAAGAAAUGA
Chelmon rostratus (copperband butterflyfish) is the source of this 1110-nucleotide messenger RNA. RefSeq names its product olfactory receptor class A-like protein 4. The record is from RefSeq and is a predicted model, not a curated record. Gene Ontology annotation, biological process: G protein-coupled receptor signaling pathway. Lineage: Eukaryota; Metazoa; Chordata; Actinopteri; Chaetodontiformes; Chaetodontidae. The transcript has 2 exons. Gene Ontology annotation, cellular component: membrane. The coding region runs from base 1 to 1110 and encodes 369 amino acids. Gene Ontology annotation, molecular function: G protein-coupled receptor activity.